AGAAGACAACAAGAGAAGACUUUUGGUAAGAUGACGAGAGAGAUUAUUAGAUUACAAAUGAAAAGAAAGAGAGAGAUUAUGGCGAAACAAACUGAGAUUAAAUCUGCUAUUCAAGAGCUUAAUCUUCUUACCAAACUUAGUAACAAUGAAAAUGACAAUUCUAACCUUCCAUCUUCUGCUUCUGCUGCUGCUGCUGCUUCUGAUCAACAAAAACGUGCUGUUUCCUACAUACCCACCACUCCUUUUCUGUCUCUCUGCACAUUAACUGUUCAAGUUCUUGAUAAGAUUGGACCGACAAUGGUAGUGCUGAGACAAGAUAUUUACAAGAAUAUUCAGAGAUUGGAGAUGCUCAGUGAUUCUGAUCCAGUGACAUAUUCAAAUUUGGUUGAGAUAUUAAACAAAGAAGCAGUUGAAGGAAAUGCCAAAAGGAGUAACAGUUGUAGCAAAGCUUUGCUUUGGCUCACUAGGUCCUUGGACUUCAUGUCGGCAUUGCUCCAGCAUAUUGCAAUUGAUCCAAGGGAAAACAUGGAGCAAAUAGUGGAGAACUCCUAUGAGAUUACCUUAAAACCUUGGCAUGGAUGGAUUUCUGCAACCGCUUAUAAAGUAGCUCUGAAACUUUUGCCAGACACAAAUACAUUUAUCAGCCUGCUGAUGGCCAAAGGUGAAAACUUUGACACUCUCAGAGAUGAAAUUCAAGAUUUAGUUAGUUUACUCCUGCCUUUGCUACAAGAUCUUCACUCCACUCUUGGCUUAUAUGGACUGGAGAGGCUAAAGUCUACCUGAUGAAAUCCAUCGAUUGUUAAAUAGUAGAAAUGCUUCUUGUACAUAUUUACUAAUUUUGUUUUCCGCAUGCAAUGUUGUAUUGUUUAUAACAUUUUAGAGAUCGUUUAUUGUGAGGUUUGUUCACGUUUUUGCCUUAGCGUUUGUGUUUGUAGAAUGUGUUGGUUAAAAUGAUGAAAGACAAAAAAAAAAAAAGGAAAUGAGAAGGGAUUGCAGCGGAAGAGUAUAAUAACAAAGUAACAAACUGAUAUAUUGCAGCUUACUCAAGUAUAAAGUGCCGGAGGAAUAUAAAUAAUAAAGUAGAUAACUAACACACCUAAAACUAAGCAAAGCAUCAUAAACCCACAUCCUACAAAUGCCUAUCACCAUUGACUAACUAACAACAAAGUUUUAAUAAUAUGCCCCUUGGCUAACAAAUCAAACCCACUAAACUAUUAAUGAAACUACACAAUAGCAACUGAAUUGCAUCCGUUAGAGACCCACGUACAUCCCCACUACUUUGAAGUACUACA
This is a messenger RNA of Beta vulgaris subsp. vulgaris (sugar beet), 1292 nucleotides long. RefSeq names its product glycolipid transfer protein 3. Gene Ontology annotation, biological process: ceramide transport; intermembrane lipid transfer. The transcript has 6 exons. Bases 31 to 783 code for a protein of 250 amino acids. NCBI's taxonomy places the organism in Eukaryota, Viridiplantae, Streptophyta, Magnoliopsida, Caryophyllales, Amaranthaceae. The record is from RefSeq and is a predicted model, not a curated record. Gene Ontology annotation, cellular component: membrane; cytosol; cytoplasm. Gene Ontology annotation, molecular function: ceramide 1-phosphate binding; ceramide 1-phosphate transfer activity.